Exophiala spinifera is the source of this 816-nucleotide messenger RNA. RefSeq lists its product as uncharacterized. Lineage: Eukaryota; Fungi; Ascomycota; Eurotiomycetes; Chaetothyriales; Herpotrichiellaceae. The coding region runs from base 1 to 816 and encodes 271 amino acids. Gene Ontology annotation, cellular component: transcription factor TFIID complex; SAGA complex. Gene Ontology annotation, molecular function: protein heterodimerization activity; transcription coactivator activity; RNA polymerase II general transcription initiation factor activity. Gene Ontology annotation, biological process: DNA-templated transcription initiation; RNA polymerase II preinitiation complex assembly. The transcript has a single exon. The record is from RefSeq and is a predicted model, not a curated record.
AUGAGCUCUCCAGCAAAUCCGCCAGGUCCUCUCACUCCCCCAGCAGAGCCGGCCUCUCAAGGACCGCAACCUUCGCAACCCGCAGGCACAACGACGCAACCACAAGUCGAGCCGCUCCUUUCUCAGCCUCUAACGUCACUGUCAGACGACGGCAAAUCUAAGAGACCUCGCGACCAUCGAUUAAUUCAUCUUCUUCUCGUAUCUCACGGUAUCUCUGCAUACCAACAACGCGUCCCUCUCCAGCUGAUGGACUUUGCCUAUCGAUACACUAGCUCUGUCCUAAGCGACGCACUACACAUCCAGAAUGAGGCAUACGAUCAGGCCGACACGAGUACGCAGAGCAAGGGACGGGGUGCUAAAAACAACCAGAACAAGUUGGAGGAGGGCGAUGUCAGUUUAGCGGCCCUGCGCAUGUCAAUAGGUUCACGGAUGGGCUACCAGUUUCAGGGGAGUUUGCCCAAGGAGUUUCUCAAGAAUUUGGCAGACGAACGGAACAGGAUAUCGCUCACUGCGCAGUCAAGGGAUGGAGACAAGAGUGGUCCCAUGAUCGGAGGUGUACGGUUACCGCACGAGAAGUAUUGCCUGACCGGCGUUGGCUGGGGCUUGAAGGACGAAUGGGACAGUGAAGGUGAGGAGAGCAGUGACGAAGGAGAGCCCGAGGGAAAAGCCGAGCCUGAGGAUGCCAUGCAGAUGGAUGACAAGGUUGACGAAGAUGAAGAAGGCCUAGGGACUAUGGAAGAUGUUUUUGGUGACGAUGAUGCUGGUGGCGAUGAUGGGGGCGGCGACGCUGACGGCGAUGCCGAGAUGCAGGGCUGA